GAUUGUCAAAAAUGUCAAAAUAUACUGUCCAAUAUGGCGUAACAACAUUAUUUAGUUAAUCGAACAUUGUUUGUUUAUAUUUUAAACAGCUUCAUCACUUAUUUGAUGAUACUAGCGUAACAUAAACUUUGGUAACGAUGUCUCGCGUUAAGUCCCGUCAGAAUGUCGAAAUUUGUGGCGACUGUGGUGCCCCUGAUGCGACUUGGGCUUCCAUAAAUAAAGGCAUUUUGCUUUGUACACAAUGCUGUAGCAUACAUCGCAGUCUUGGAAGACACAUUUCACAAGUGAAAUCACUUCAAAAGAGCAGUUGGAACCCUAAUCAAUUAGCUAUGGUCUGUACAUUGAAUAAUAACGGGGCUAAUAGCAUAUGGGAACAUACUCUUCUGGAAAACAACUCAAAACUGAUGAAAAAGAAACCUAAUCCCAAAGAUCUCAUCAGUAUCAAAAGCGAAUUUAUUAGGGCCAAACAUCUUCAGUGUGCUUAUACGUUUCGCGACAACGCCGCUUAUGAUGAAGGGCUUGAAAAUGAAUUGGGAAAACAGCUACACGCUAGCGUGAGAACACCAAACUUAGAAACAUCAUUCAGGCUUCUUGUACAAGGAGCCGAUCCAAAUUAUUUUCAUGAUGAAAAGGGUACUACACCUCUACAUAUAGCAGCUAAAAGUGAGCAGAAAUUACAAGUGGAACUUUUAUUAGUUUACGGCGCUGAUCCAACAUUCCCCGAUGCCCAUGGCAAAACACCAAUCGAUUAUGCAAAGAAAAAUGUCAAUAAAGAUUUGUUAAACAGAUUAAUAGAAAGCCAAUAUGAAGUGACAGAUGCGUUCAUACAGUAUUUGACUCACAAAAGGCCGGAUCACCAAAAUGGAAUACACUUUAUUUUACCACAAGGUGGCUUUGAAUCAAAUCCUAAUUCCUUAACAAAAUUGCAAAAGAUGAAAAAUGCGCUGUUUGAACAGUUGGCUAUGGACGUGUAUGACGAAAUUGAUAGACGAGAAACAGAAGCAAUUUGGUUGAGUUGCGUGGACGCUAUUGAUCUAAACGUGGUUCCCUUUCUUCCCGUGGAUUCAACAAUGUCAAAACCAAGAAAUCAAGGUCGGCAAAAAUUAGCACGUUUUUCAACUCCCGAACUAAAAAGUUUAGUGUUUGAUAUCUUAAUUGACACACAAAGACGUCAAAUGCUAGCUGAAGCAGGCCCCAAUAGAACGCAUCUUCGUGAAUAUUCGCCAGUUUCCGACGACGAUCCGCUUUAUGAUUCUGUCGCACCCGAUGAAGAUUACGCAUUGCCUCCAAUCCAAGAAAACGAAAAACCUCAAAGUCCAAGUCUCCAGAAACCCGUGGAUGUCACUGUUGAACAACUUACUAAACAAUUGAAAGAGUCAGACACCACCAUCUGUGAUUUGAAAGCAGAAGUAAAUCAAUUAAAAGCGCACCUUCAAAAUUUAAAAUGUGAAAAUAUCGAACUGAAAACGCGAUUGUCCCAGUGUAAAGUUCCAGAGACCAACAACAGUAUUAACGGCGACGAGUUUAAUUCGUUACAACCGACAAUAUUGAAUGGUGAUGUCGACUUGCGACAAAAUCGUAAAAACCAACGCCCGUCCAGUAUGUACGAGACACGCGAAGGUCUCAAAACACCAAAUUGGCAGUUAUUAAAAAAUCAACUUAAACAAAACGACCAAUUACGUAACGCCACUCAGAGUUUGUAUGGAACGGCUCAAGAUAAACAAACCGUUUUUGAAUGCACGGAAUUGAUAACAAGAAGUAUUCAACAGUUAUGUAAAAGUAUUCAAGACAGAGAUAAAGAAGAUUGUGUCGAGAGCGGAGAAAAAGUCAAGUUUGCCGUCCUCAGACUCGUCUCGAUCUUGCCGAAAGAAACAGAGGGAAAAAGUAUCAAGUUUAUGUGCGAUAUUCUACCGUAUUUGUUAGCGGAAUGUUCGUCGUUACAAACUGACCAUAAAGAGGGCGACGUGACUAAAAUUGAUCAUCAUCUUACUAAAAUAAGAGAAUUAUCAUUUUAUUUAGCUAAACACACAAAAGAAAUACUAACGAGAUAUUCAUCCACGCAUUGAUUAAUUCCAAUGUUCAGUUUUUAAUUCCUUAUUUAUUACAAAUAACUGUAGGGUAAACUAUUAAUUGUUUCUCAAAAAAAAAUUAAUACAAGUGUUACGAUGGAAUGUGCAAUUUGAAUAAUUAUUUUAAAAAAUGUUGCUCCAGAUUGUUUUAAAUGAAAUUUUAACUUAGUUGAGACUAUUUCGUAGUUAAUAGACUGAUUUUUCUGUUUAUCCAUUGAUAUGAAUUGACAUAAGGUGCUAAAAUGAAUCUUCCUACAUCACUGUUGCCAGUUUAAUGAUGUUCCACAAACGAUUAUGUCAAUAGAUUAUUUUAUUUUAUUUGUAUAAAAAGUGACUGAAAUAUUAUAUAUUUAAAGACAGUAUAUACUAAUAAGAGACGCUUUUAUAUAAUCCAAUAAAUAAUUUUAAUUAAUA
Molecule: messenger RNA, 2483 nt
Organism: Tribolium madens (black flour beetle)
Lineage: Eukaryota; Metazoa; Arthropoda; Insecta; Coleoptera; Tenebrionidae
Gene: Git
Product: ARF GTPase-activating protein Git
Exons: 10
Coding region: 138-2066 (642 amino acids)
Biological process (GO): regulation of ARF protein signal transduction; brain development
Molecular function (GO): GTPase activator activity; protein binding
Source: RefSeq, a predicted model, not a curated record